Messenger RNA from Gongylonema pulchrum, 519 nucleotides. NCBI's taxonomy places the organism in Eukaryota, Metazoa, Nematoda, Chromadorea, Rhabditida, Gongylonematidae. The record is from the annotation of a GenBank genome assembly.
AUGCGUUGCACUAGGCUGCUGCUGCUCAGUUCCGUGCUGCUGGCCAUCUGCUGGGCCAUCUACAAUGUGGACGAGCUGCAGCAUGUGGCCUAUGAUCUCGAGAUCGCCGACGUUCCGAUGGGCUUCGAGAAUUUCAAUUUGAACGCACAGCUGAGAGAUGGCGCAACAAUCAGGCCCGAAGAUAUACCCCAAAUGAAGGAUGUGGAUGCGCGGGACAGGCAAUCGCUUAUUGUUGCGAGUGAAUUUGGACAGAAAUUCUUUUGUUCGUUACCUCAUUUUCGUGUGCGCGAGGUGGCCAACACGUCCAAAUGGAAUUUAACAAUCAAUUUGGUUUCGGAUGUUAUCGCGGCGAGUUUCUAUGUUCAGGACUGCAUACGUAGGACUACCGGAUGGUGGACGUAUGAGCUAUGUUACAACAAGCAUGUGCAACAGUUCCAUUUGGAUGGUAUUUUUUUUUUUGUCCUCUUAGUGAUUUCUGAUUUUUGGAUUGAUUCUUCCUCCUGGCUUCAAGCUUUGUAA